UACAACCUUUCACCUAGAUCCACAUCUGAACUUGACCAAAAUGCAGCAACAACUGCUCCAGCAUCACCAAGAGGUGGUGCAACCAUGAAAGAUUCAGGCUGAACUCUAAAAGAGGGAAGCCAUAUUAUGAAUGAACAUUUAUUAGCACGAGGAAAAAAAGGCUGCAAGACAUAGACAGUGGGAAUUAAUAACCCUUGCAGUAUCUACCCAUGCAUUGGUGGCUGGCCUGGAUUGCCGUGAGAGGUUCUGGGACAAGUGGAGGAACACAAGCUGGAGUAUUUCCUCAUCCAUUAAGGGUAUUUACUGCUUUGUGGGAUACUGAUGCUCAUAUGUACUUUUUGUUCUGUUCUCAAGGGAGGCAGAUGCAUGUUUUGAAUUGCUGUGCAGAUUGUUUUAAUUAUAAUUGUGAUUUUGGUUACAGAUCAUCCCAGAUGGCUGAAAGGACUGCCAGCAGCAAGAGGGUGGCACACAGUGAGAUUAAGUAUGUCAGUUUAGGAUAAUUGGCUCAAUUUUGUUUGAAGCCUCCAUUUUGUGAUUUUCUUCUGUGAGAUGUUUUGCUAUUAGGUUGCAUUCCUUUAAGUUGUUUUCAUUAGUAGUCUGUUCUUUCUGGGGGUUCAUAUGUUAUUAGUUAUUUAUGGAAUACACGUUACCAAACAUAUUAUGUUGAGAAAAUAUUGUAAACAACUUUAGUAACAGCUUGUGUUAAUUAACCUACCAAUAAAACUGUGUGGUUAACAAAUUAGGUAAGAGGCCACCAGUCAGAAUUUCAGAGUAACCAGUGGAUAUCUCUAGUUACAACCAUAAAAGCUGGCCAGAGGUCCUUCAUCAGCCUUCUUCUGAGUCAUAGGUAGAAGUCCUGAAGUACUGUAUGCUUGAGACUUAAGCACCCCAAUCUUUUCACUGAGCAGGGUUGAUUGACAGAGACUUAAGAGAUGAUGACCUGAGACAUGGCCUCUGGCUGGGCAUUGGGAAAACUUUGAUAUGAGCACCGUAGGAAAUGAUUUUUAUUUUUUGUAUCAUUUAAUAGUUCUGUUCUGUAUCACUGCCCCAUUUUGUCAAGCCACACUUCUCUGUUCUUGAGUUAAGCUCAGGAAUGCAGUUUUCAUCCAGAGUGAAUUCAAAGGUGUGGUUGAAAGGAAAAGUUAUUAUUCAUGCAAAUAGUUCCUAGAACAUCUGGUGGUUGUGUGUGAGCCCCAACUAGCUUAACCUGGUGCUAACCCCCCAAAAGAUAUGUCACCUGUCUUUCCUGUUCUUCGGCAGUAAGGAAAGAUUUGAUCUCCAAAGACAUAGGCUGGUGGUACUGAUCCCGCAACAAAAAAAUUACUAGAGGCAGAAGAGUCCCGUAAGAUAAUCCUCUGUUGUCAGAAAGGGGUGUGAUUUGCCACACCUGAAUGCCAGCCCAUUUAGGGCAGCAAAUGGUAUGUCCUGUUUGAGGAACGGCAAGAAGAGACAGUGUAACUGGGAGGCCUUCCUCACCCCCUCUCAAAUCCAGUGCCUUCCCCCUGUUAAUUAUCUUCUGUUUAUCCUACAUAAUUUGCUCCCCCAUCAGAUUGUGAGCCCCGGGAGGGCAGGGAUCGUCUUUUGUCUCGUGGGAAACAUCGGUGAAGGACCUUGAAUGCCAGGAUGGAGUUUGAACUUUUUUCAUUGGGUCGUAAGAUGCCAUUAAAUAUCCUGUGGCUGGGGGGGUACCACGGUCCUAAGAGCGUGGUUCUGGACGUGUUGAGCUUGAGGUCCUGGCGGCGCUUCCGGACAGUCCAACAGAGUCCGGAGCAAAGGAGGGAAGUGAGAGCUUUGGACCCGGGCACCGUGGUCAGAGGUGACCUUCGGAGAAUGUCCUAGUGGGAGAGAAAACACCAGGAAAAGGGGCAAGGGGCAAAUUCUGGGAGAUGAAACAACGGAAGAAAAUAAAGGUGACGCGGAACCCUCCUUGAUCAAGCCAACUCAAGUCUUUUUCCAGGCCUGCCCUCCCGUCAGAGCGCAACUUCAAUCAUGCAAACAUUACGGACUGAACACGGAGUUCCCUGGGCUGGGGGUAGGGGGUGUCAGAUGAACGCGGUUCCAAGAAGGCUGCAGGGAACCCGGCCCGCCUGUUUCCCCCACCGUCGAAGGUCGCGGCGGGCGGGGGGGGGGGCAGUGGGUUGUGAAUAAGUAAUGACGUCGGGUAAUGGGCCGCCCCGUCUCCGUCUUCGGGGCCCCGUGGUGGGGGUAGAAAGGAAAGGCACGUCCGUCCCAAACUAAUGCCGGCGGCACUUCUGGUAGCAGAGGACGAGCCGAGACUGAGUGGACGCCGGCCCACGGGGAGAACGUCACAACGGACGGUGGGGCAAAGACGCGGGAGACCCCCUACGGCCCUAUAAAGAUGGGAGGAAGCGGAGGCGGAAGAGACACAGCUCUCCCCCGCGGACGCAUUUACGACAGUUCGCUGCUCUUGGCGGCCGCCGUAGCGUGUCCGCUGCGCUGCGGCUGCGCAGGAGGCCUGGCCCCGCCCCGAGCUACGUCACAUCCCGCUCCGCCCCCUCGCGCCGGCAGCGGGUCCUUUUCGCGCGGGAAAAGAAAGCUAGCAGAGUCAAGCAGGCGCGAGCUUGUGGACCCCCGCCCGGGCCACGGCGGCCAUGGGGCUUCUGGAGCGCUGCAAGGAGGAGUUCGGCACCGCCGACCUGUACGAGGUGCUGGGCGUGCGGCGGGAGGCCUCGGACGGCGAGAUCCGGCGCGGCUACCACAAGGUGUCACUGAGGGUGCACCCGGACCGCGUGGGCGAGGCCGGCCAGGAAGAGGCCACCCGGCAGUUCCAGAUCCUGGGCCAGGUCUACGCGGUCCUGAGCGAGCCGGAGAAGCGCGCGGUGUACGAUGAGCAGGGCGCCGUGGACGAGGAGGCGGACGGGCUGAGCCAGGACCGGGACUGGGCGGCCUACUGGAGGCUGCUCUUUAAAAAGAUAACUUUGGAGGACAUUAAGACGUUUGAGGAGAAGUACAUCGGUUCUGAAGAAGAGCUGACCGACAUUAAACAAGCCUAUAUGGACUUCAAGGGCGAUAUGGAUCAGAUCAUGGAGUCUAUAUUAUGUGCAGAGUACACCGCGGAACCCAGAAUUCGGAACAUCAUACAGCAAGCCAUUGAUUCCGGAGAACUUCCACCCUAUAAAGCUUUCCUCAAGGAGUCAAAGCAAAAGAUGAAUGCGAGGAAAAGAAGGGCUCAAGAAGAAGCCAAAGAAGCAGAAAAGUCCAGAAAGGAGCUGGGUCUUGGGGAUGAACCAGGUGACCUAAAAGCACUUAUUCAGAGCAGACAAAAGAAUCGGGAAAAAGAAAUGGACAGUUUUCUGGCUCAGAUGGAAGCAAAGUAUUGCAACUCUUCCAAAAAAGGAAAAAAAAUAAUUGACAAGAAAGGAAAAAAAUGAAAGUCAUGGUUUUGUUUCUUCAUUGGGCCUUCCGUUUAAUUGGUACUUACCCACCUACCUGGAUAAAAUUAGUAAAACCUUUAUUAUUCAGGAAAAUGGGUUCUCUCUGGCCUGGACUCUCCAGAUCGGUGACAGUCUCAUGAGUAGUUUAUUUAGCCAUCACCGCAGCCCACUUUCAUUUGUUAUACGCUCCAAGUGUUUACUGGCAGUCUGUUGUUUCUAUGAAAUUUCCCUCCUGGAAGAAUUUCAUUUUUAGAGGAUCUAUAUUUCCACAAGUCUUACACAAAAGGAGUUCUAAACAGCUCACCUGACGGGUAACAAUGCCGCUAACCGCCAAACUACUCACUGGUGAAGAAAUGCUUUGUUCUAAAUAUUCCCUUGCCAUGUUGGUUUUCAUUUAUUUAUAGUGAACAAGAUUUGUUUCAUAUUUUGCACUAUUUGGUGCUGGCAAAUAUUUCAAGAAUUUUUGUAAAAAAAAAAUUGGCUAAAAUAAACUAGCAAAA
This is a messenger RNA of Trichosurus vulpecula (common brushtail), 3895 nucleotides long. RefSeq names its product DnaJ heat shock protein family (Hsp40) member C9 (gene DNAJC9). The record is from RefSeq and is a predicted model, not a curated record. Gene Ontology annotation, molecular function: heat shock protein binding. Gene Ontology annotation, cellular component: cytoplasm; nucleus. The coding region runs from base 2613 to 3392 and encodes 259 amino acids. The transcript is spliced from 5 exons. NCBI's taxonomy places the organism in Eukaryota, Metazoa, Chordata, Mammalia, Diprotodontia, Phalangeridae.